CGCUGCGCUCCCCCGCAUCCAGCAGGGGGAGCUACUGAGCCACGAGUGAUGAGACUGCGUAAAGCCAUAUGAAAGUACAUUACAUUCGCUCCGCACGCAGACCUGUUUUUGUUGCCUGCCGGAGUCGGGGACUUGCUGACCGUUAACCGGUGCUGGGUGAUAACUCGGACGAAUACACACAGUGGAGAGUGCACCUUCCUCGGUGCCAGGCCUGGAGUGUGACAAGGCGGUGGGGUGUUCGUUCUCCAUGUCUGUCCGCAACGGGUCGGCCAGCAAUGUGGAUUGCCCUAUAUCAAAGGAGCGCUGCAUCCAGGAUGAUUUGGAACUGACUGAGCUGGGGCCCCUGCUGGAGGGACCAGGGCAACCUGCAGCUCCAAAACGGGUCGCCUCAGCGGGGCCCAUGGUUCUCGAUGAGGAGGAGGAGGAGGACGAAGGGGCGCGGGUGAUGACCCUGCCUCUGCAGGCUCACCAUGCUAUGGAGAAGAUGGAGGAGUUUGUGUACAAGGUCUGGGAGGGGCGCUGGCGGGUCAUCCCAUACCAUGUGCUUCCGGAGUGGCUGAAGGAUAAUGACUACCUGCUGCACGGCCAUCGGCCGCCCAUGCCCUCCUUCCGCGCCUGCUUUGGCAGCAUCUUCAGAAUACACACAGAAACGGGAAACAUCUGGACACACCUGCUGGGGCUCAUCCUGUUCCUGUGCCUGGGCACACUCACCAUGCUACGUCCUAGCAUGUACUUCUUGGCCCCCCUGCAGGAGAAGGUGGUAUUCGGCAUGUUUUUCCUGGGGGCUGUGCUCUGUCUCAGCUUCUCCUGGCUCUUCCACACCGUGUACUGCCACUCCGAGAAAGUGUCCCGCACCUUCUCCAAGCUGGACUACUCGGGAAUCGCACUCCUCAUCAUGGGCUCCUUUGUGCCCUGGCUCUACUAUUCUUUCUACUGCUCCCCGCAGCCCCGUCUCAUCUACCUCUCCAUUGUGUGCGUGCUGGGCAUUGCCGCUAUCAUCGUGGCCCAGUGGGACCGCUUUUCCACGCCCCGCCACCGCCCUACCAGAGCAGGCGUGUUCAUGGGCUUAGGCUUGAGCGGCAUCGUACCCACAAUGCACUUCACCGUUGCGGAGGGCUUCGUGAAGGCCACUACGGUUGGCCAGAUGGGCUGGUUCUACUUGAUGGGUGCCCUCUACAUCACGGGCGCUGGCCUGUAUGCCGCACGGAUACCAGAGCGCUAUUUCCCAGGAAAGUGUGACAUCUGGUUCCAGUCGCACCAGAUCUUCCACGUGCUCGUGGUAGCGGCUGCCUUCAUCCACUUCUACGGCGUGUCCAAUCUGCAGGAAUUCCGCUACGGGCUGGAGGGGGGCUGUACUGAUGACACCUUGCUCUAAUAAUGCAGCCCUCCUCCAAACCCCCUCACUCCUGCUCUCCACGCACACCUGUGCCUGUCCAUCACGGCUCUCAGACCACCCCAAGGUGCCAGUGGAACCACAUGAUCACCAGGUCGACACCGAGACGCUGCUGCUCCGCCUGCCCCUGCAUUCUGUCAUGUCGGUCUUUUCACACAAGUGACAGGCAGUACCUAUUGCAGCACUGGUUAUGCCUCUUCCUUUCAAUUUAGCAUAGUUUUGCAGUUAUAGCUCACUGGGGACCUCUGCUGACUUGAAAUAAGGCCAGUGAGCUUAGCAUUAGCUAGGGGUGGCCAGUCUUAUCCGCAAAGGGCCAAUGUGAAUGUGGGUUUUUGGGAUAACCUUUAAGUCAGCUGAUCAAACCCAGGUGUGAGGACUCUUCAGCCAAUCAGUCCUCUAAUUAGUAAUCUAAUUAGGGAGUUGCAGCAAAGACCUGCAUACACAACGGCCCUUUCUGGAUAAGAUUGGCCACCCCUGGCAUAAGCCCCACAGCAGAAGGGAUGUAACACUAUCCUGAAACAAUGUCAUUGGUGGUAGUGGGGGACACUUUACAAGGCAAACCACUUAGGCUUAGACCUCAGGUUUUGCUCUCGGUCCACACUCUGGAUCCCAUGACUCAUAAUUUCCCUAGUUUUCUGACUUUUGGAAUUAGAGGAGAUGUUUAGCUGGCAGGUAUAAUAUUUUCAGCGCAGCCCAUUGCAUGCCUUACAGUCUGCAGUUUGCCGCUUCAUUAAAAUGUCAUGCACAUUCUAAGCAUUCAAUUCUUGUUGCAUCAUAUCCAGUCACUAAGGUGUAUUUGUUAAUGGUACAAGCUCAUUUAUGUUGUCAUCUUCCAUUACUCCUGUACCAUCUGGUGUUAAGUGUACUUUUCAAACCCUUUAUAAUCUUGCUUCUACAAAUAAUAGACAGAUAACUAAUAAAAUACAGACCACAAUUACAACAGUAGCUAGACUUAGCAGCCAUGGUCUGUCGAUCCAUUUCUGGGGCGUGAAACUGACGAUCUCUUGGUGGUCAUAACCUCACAGUUUGUGUGUAGAUGGGUCAGAGCUGUAAUUAUAAUUAAUUGUAAUUGCACUUGAUGUGAUGUUUCAGAUUAAAGGUCAGGGAUUCAAAGGUUGUGAAAGAAGCACUUGGGUAUGGUAAAUCAUAUCAAAGAGGUUGUGUUAGUUCUCUGGGGGCAUGUAAAAUUAACGGUUUAAUUAUUUUGAUUUUAAUUGAGUGGAGUUCCCACAAACAAAAUGAAAGCCAAAUUUAGCUCUGCUAAUGGGUGGGUCGAGGUGUCUAACUGGGGUAUUUAGAGUAAACAAGGCACCUGUAAACUCCCUGUAGACUCCAUAGCAGAGAUGGGAAGUUCAGGUUCAGAAAGUACAAAUCCAGACCAAGAUUUUGUUUCAACCAACCAGUUGAGUUCACUGUGAAUGUGAAUCUUUGUAAAUAUUUGUACUUUCUAAACCUUAACUUUACACCUCUGCUUAGCAGUAGAAGGAAUCCAGGUUGUAUGAUGUGAGGAAGCCCCUACAUAGCUUAUUUGGAAAAGGGAUUAGCUGGGUUUUGAACGAUUUUGAAAAAUAAAAGUAAUGUUAGAAGGGAGGAGAAAGGGCUAUCUAAAAAGAGAUUUAGCCUGGCUAAAUUACCACAAUGCAGGGGAAUGUGCCACAGUGGAAACAAGACCUUCUUUAUAAGCGCUUAUGCAAAACUCUUCACGUUACUUAUUAAUGAAGUUUACAGGGGGGAAAUAAUGAAUGAGAAAACAUGAGAAAUGUCCGAGGUGUAAAUCAGUGUGUUCCCAAAGUCAUAAUCCACAGAGAGAAUUUCACACAGGGUAUAAUAAGUUUCCAACAAGGCGCCUUUUCCUUGGUUUCGUGUAAAAUCCGAUGUCUGUGGAAUUGAACAGGUAUCUGUAUUUGCCUUUGGGGGACAGUGUCACUGAAAUUAUCAUUCCCAUAUUUUCCCAAUGCACACACAAUAUUUAAUAAUACUUGGUGAAGAUCCUCAUUAUUAUCCAUAUUCCUACAGGUUAUCCUGGUCAGAGCCAUCAUGCCCUAAUCAUUUUGGUACUGUGCCGUCCUCAGCCUAUUUCGGUACUAAUUUUGAAAUACUCACUUAUUGAUAUUAACUAUAACAAAGUAAUGCACAAUGCAGCUAAUAUCUGGUAAGGUCUAAUAUGAAGUGCUACACACAGAUACAUUUUGUCCCUUAGUAUUCCUGUGCCUUAGGCUAUUAAAAAAAGACAGUUGAUGUUAAAAAGGUUAGUUUUAAUAUGAUUAAAAAGUGGAAGAUAAGGGUAGAAUCUGGGAUUGAGUAUAAAAAUGAGGUCAUUUUUGAACUGGAUCACUGGAUAUGUAUUUUUGUUUAUAAUUCCUAUUUCAAAGCAGCAAAUAAUUCUGUUUAUUGCCAUUUGCAAUAGUUUUACAAGUUAUGAUUACAGAUGGGCCGGAAGCACUAAAUAUCCAUGCAGUUACUAAAUUAUAUUUGCAGUGUCCUCUUGCAUUUAUCAAGAAGCUUUGUUUAUCUUAAUGAAAAAUGUUACAAUAAACUAUGCUAAAACCUCA
Messenger RNA from Paramormyrops kingsleyae, 3945 nucleotides. RefSeq names its product adiponectin receptor 1a (gene adipor1a). The record is from RefSeq and is a predicted model, not a curated record. Gene Ontology annotation, biological process: adiponectin-activated signaling pathway. Lineage: Eukaryota; Metazoa; Chordata; Actinopteri; Osteoglossiformes; Mormyridae. Gene Ontology annotation, molecular function: signaling receptor activity. Gene Ontology annotation, cellular component: plasma membrane.